Messenger RNA from Pteropus alecto (black flying fox), 868 nucleotides. RefSeq names its product synaptotagmin-6. The record is from RefSeq and is a predicted model, not a curated record. Gene Ontology annotation, biological process: regulation of dopamine secretion; cellular response to calcium ion; regulation of calcium ion-dependent exocytosis. Gene Ontology annotation, molecular function: syntaxin binding; clathrin binding; calcium ion binding. NCBI's taxonomy places the organism in Eukaryota, Metazoa, Chordata, Mammalia, Chiroptera, Pteropodidae. The transcript has a single exon. The annotation marks the transcript as partial. Gene Ontology annotation, cellular component: membrane.
GAUGGGCCAGGGCCGCCGAGGGGUAUCCGCCUGCAUCCUCCUCGCCCCCCGGCCUGACGUCGCCCUCUGCCCCUCCGCCCUCCGCCAGGCACACGUCCUUCAAGCGCCACCUGCCCCGGCAGAUGCACGUCUCCAGCGUGGACUACGGCAACGAGCUGCCGCCCGCGGCCGAGCAGCCCACCAGCAUCGGCCGCAUCAAGCCCGAGCUCUACAAGCAGAAGUCGGUGGAUGGGGACGAUGCCAAAUCCGAGGCCGCCAAGAGCUGCGGGAAGAUCAACUUCAGCCUGCGCUACGACUACGAGAGCGAGACGCUGAUCGUGCGCAUCCUGAAGGCCUUCGACCUCCCCGCCAAGGACUUCUGCGGCAGCUCCGACCCCUACGUCAAGAUCUACCUCCUGCCGGACCGCAAGUGCAAGCUGCAGACCCGGGUGCACCGCAAGACCCUGAACCCCACCUUCGACGAGAACUUCCACUUCCCCGUGCCGUACGAGGAGCUGGCCGACCGCAAGCUGCAUCUCAGCGUCUUCGACUUCGACCGCUUCUCCCGCCACGACAUGAUCGGCGAGGUCAUCCUGGACAACCUGUUCGAGGCCUCCGACCUGUCCCGGGAAACCUCCAUCUGGAAGGACAUCCAGUACGCCACGAGCGUGAGUACAGCCCCGCCCCCUGGGCCUCGCAGGCUCGUAGUUCUGGGUCGGGCGGGGCGUGUCCUCAUCCUCAUCACCCCAGAUACGAAUGGGCCUUUGCCCUUCAGGAUGUGAAGGGAGGACUUGGAAACUGACCAGCGGCCCAGCCAGCCCUGGGGCAGUCCUUGCAUUCCGCCCCAGGUUGGGGUGGAGGACAGCAGACCCCCACAUGCGUGAGAACG